AUGCUCAAUUGCAAACUGAAUUACGGAGAGCAUAUAAUAAGGGCGGCUGACAAGGCGGCAAUAGUUGUAGCCACGCUGGGCACACUCAUGGCCUAUGUCAACGACCCCCGGCCAUGCACUAGGCUAAUAAAUAUUUGUGCCGCCGACGCAGUCAUGCUGUACGGCGUAGAAAUAUGGGCCAAGGCGCUGCGAAAGGAGAAAUAUCGCAAGCGCAUAGCCGCGGUACAGAGGUGGGGCGCUCACCGAAUCGCGUCGUCCUACUGCACGGUCUCUGAAUCCGCUGUGGUAGUGGUCGCGGGAGUAAUUCCGAUAGAUCUUCUAGCCUGGGAGAGACAAUUCGUCCACCAGCAGAGGUCCGUUUUGGGUAAGGAGGAGGCAUCAAGGCUCUCCAGGUCUACCAGCAUCGAGAUCUGGUAA
This is a messenger RNA of Vespa crabro (European hornet), 417 nucleotides long. RefSeq lists its product as uncharacterized. The record is from RefSeq and is a predicted model, not a curated record. The transcript has a single exon. Bases 1 to 417 code for a protein of 138 amino acids. NCBI's taxonomy places the organism in Eukaryota, Metazoa, Arthropoda, Insecta, Hymenoptera, Vespidae.